UGUUUCAUGGCAGACAUGGCUGAUAACAAAGCGCUGAAUGAAAACCUCAUUACAGACAAAUACUCAGAUUUUGCAGUUGAAAAACAUGAAACCAUAAAGAUAAAUGAUUGGUUUUAUUGUGAUUAUUGUGAUACUUACCUCACCCAUGACUCACCAUCUGUGAGGAAAACCCAUUGCAGUGGCAGGAAACAUAAAGAGAAUGUGAAAGAUUACUAUCAAAAAUGGAUGGAAGAACAAGCACAGAGCCUGAUUGAUAAAACAACGGCUGCAUUUCAGCAAGGCAAAAUCCCACCUACCCCAUUCUCUGCUCCACCUCCUGGGGGUGCAAUGAUACCACCACCACCUAAUAUCCCUGGUCCUCCACGGCCUGGUAUGAUGCCAGCACCCCAUAUGGGUGGACCUCCAAUGAUGCCAAUGAUGGGACCACCUCCUCCAGGAAUGAUGCCAGUUGGACCUGCUCCAGGAAUGAGACCACCCAUGGGAGGACAUAUGCCAAUGAUGCCAGGGCCACCAAUGAUGAGGCCUCCAUCCAGGCCCAUGAUGGCACCAACGAGACCAGGAAUGGCUCGCCCAGACAGAUAAAGUGGAAUUGGACCUACCAUCCUUUUUAGAUGUAUGCCUUUCUGAUAAGCUGUGGAAGUUGCAUUGCCCAAAUCAUCAUUUUUUUUAAUUUGCAACCUUAAAAUUGGGGGAGGGAGAGGGAGCCAGGGGGAAAAAAAACAUAAAUAUUGGACAGAUGCUUUGUAGCACUUUCCAAAUAAUUUUUCAUGUUCAUUGUUAGAAUAAAAUAUUGAUAAUUGGUUUCUCA
Molecule: messenger RNA, 808 nt
Organism: Candoia aspera
Lineage: Eukaryota; Metazoa; Chordata; Lepidosauria; Squamata; Candoiidae
Gene: SNRPC
Product: small nuclear ribonucleoprotein polypeptide C
Exons: 6
Coding region: 7-582 (191 amino acids)
Biological process (GO): mRNA 5'-splice site recognition; spliceosomal snRNP assembly; mRNA splicing, via spliceosome
Cellular component (GO): U1 snRNP; nucleus
Molecular function (GO): zinc ion binding; pre-mRNA 5'-splice site binding
Source: RefSeq, a predicted model, not a curated record